AUGCCACUUGUCGAGCGUUUACGAACAUUGAUUCUAUCAAUUAAAACGUUAAACUUAUUCGAAAGUCGAUCAACUGACGAAGUCGAAAUUCGAUAUGAACGAAUAACAACACGUUUAUAUUUAAUUUUAUUAUCAUUAUCCUUUGUCGUAUUAGUUAUUUACACGGCACUAACCAAACAAACUAUUACAGUAAAUAUUGAAUCACCAUCGUUUUCGACCUAUAGAAAACUUGAAGUUGAUUAUAGCCAUAGUCUGAAAUGUUCGUGUUCUCAACUGUCAUUUGCACUCGGGACGUUUAUUCAUAUAAAACCAACCUUUCACCAAGUAUGUACGAGUGAUUUUGUUUCAUCUGAAUGGCUCGACUAUUUGGCAAACAUCGUUAUGGGCAGUGGAUUUGUUUCUCGAUUUGAUUUUCGUAAAACAGGACUUGCUCAGUUCCAAGCACUGACCACAUUGUGUCGAUCGGCGCAAACAUCUACUUCCGCAUCAGUCGCUCAAUUUCUUUCGACAAAUCAUGUUAGUGCAACGCUUGUGGCAAACGAUUUAUUCAACUCAGAAACAACAGCUCUAAUUCGAUUAUUUCAACGGCGGCUAAUCCAUGAGUUUUAUAGAAAAUUAAGAUUAAUUCGAGACACAACUCAUUCAAAUAAACUGGCAAUUUCAACUCAAACAACAUUGUCAGCGGAGGUGGAAGGUCUACGUGACGAAAGUGGAACACUUGACAUGUUGUACUUUUAUCUUAUAUUUGGCGACACAGAUUGCAGCUGUGAUAUAACCCCAACCUGUAUUUGGCAACUAUCAUUCUAUCAUAAUGGAUUAAGUCUAUUUGACAUUCCAAACUUUUAUCGUGGUUGUUUACCCAUUCAAUCGAUACGUCAAUCUUCAAUUGAAUGUUUUUAUAAUCAAACGUGUAUCGACACUAUCCAAUCUAACAUAAAUUCGUCAUCUCCAAUGAACGCUCGUGCUCUUGACUCGUUGUUGCCUAGUCGCUUUCCAUUAAACGCGACUGUACGUGACUUGCUGAAUCAAUUAGCAGUUGAAGACUGGGGUUUAAAUGUCAAUUAUUCGUCCUAUUAUCAUCAAUGUAAUCCACUCAAUUGUACCUAUACCUAUGUUAAAGGAUCAGAUUAUAUUCAUAUUUUGACCACAAUCAUUGAACUUGUGGGUGGAUUGACUUCAACGUUAAGAAUUGUCACACCGUUAAUGAUAACUAUCAUUCGAAGAAUGAAAAAACGAUCUAAUGCAAUGACAAUUAAGUACAGUGAAUUUAUCGAUCUUCAACCAUUAUUCCAUCAAGUAUGUUCGAGUGUAUUUGUCACGAAUAAAUGGUUCGAUUUCCUAUAUGUUCAACGUCAAGUACUUUACUUGGAUGAUUUUCGUUUGCAUGGUGCACCGUUGUUUCGCAUACUCGCCACAUUCUGUCAACUGGCCAAUGAUACAAUUGCAGAUGCCCUAGUUCAGUUCUAUUCAAUUGACUUCAUCACUCCAACAGUAUUACCAUCUUCAUUAUUCAAAUCAGAAAUAGAAUCUAGUAUUAACAUGUUUCAGAAACAAGUGCCGAAUACAUUUACACGAGUAUUAUCAAUGACGCGUGACUCAAUUCAUGUAAAUCAGUUAUUUACCUCUGUUGUAACAGAAUUUCAAUGGAAUCAAACUACAAAUAAAUUAACAUCAAUUAUUGGAAAAUUUGAACAGAUGAAUGGCACUAACUGUUCUUGUUUGAAUAAUUCAAAAUGUCUUGGUGAAACGUAUAUUCGAGAUGAAGAUCUUAUCCGUCUAUUUAUUGUGCCAAACUUUUUUCGUGGAUGUUAUUUACUUGAUGGACUUUUAUCAUCAACUUUAGACUGCUUUUAUAAUAACACUUGUUUAACAAUAAUCAAAUCGUACAUCCAUUCCAAUACGGACAUUUUACCCCUCGAUCCAUCUCUAUUGGUUACAUAUCGAUCAUCUACGAAAAUCAACGAUAUUGUUCUAAAUUUAAUGGUAGAAAUAUGGAACAAAAAUAUAUCGUUUCGAGCCUAUUACCUCGCUUGUAAACCAGAAUAUUGUCGUUACACAAUCAAUGCACGAAAUAAUUAUAUUUAUAUAGUAACAACAGCAAUCGGUUUAGUUGGCGGACUGAUAACAAUAUUUCAAAUCAUCACACCAUACCUAAUGGUCAUUCGAACAAAAAUUGAAAAAAAGUACUUUCUUAAAGAUGGAUCCUUGCCAGCACAUGUGCAGUUCUCCAUGAAGACUAUCUUGCGAUUUAUCCGUAAACAAAUCAUUGAAUUUAAUUUGUUUGAAAGUACAUUAUCCACAGAUGAAGAUGUACGAUAUGAGAGACGUACAACACGAUUGUAUGUCAUUUUAUUAGCGGUAACAUUGUAUGUUUUGACUGUUUAUAACGCCGUUUUACAACGAACAAAAACAACUAUUUUUGAUUCUCCAUCUUUAUCAAAAUAUCUUGAAUUACGUAGCAAAUAUUCACAAAAUCUCGAAUGUCACUGUUCUCACUUAUCCGUCAAAUACGAUAAAUUUAUUCGACUUCAACCUUCUUAUCACUAUCUAUGUUCAAGUGUAUUCAUCACACAACAAUGGAUCGAUCAUUUGUCUAAUAACGAUGAUAUUCUAUAUUACACAUCACAAUUUCAAGCGCUUGCUCUUCUUUGUAAAUUAGCAAAUCAGACUGUGUCUGAUUCGCUUGAACUAUUUUAUUCAACUUAUUUAAUCAGUUCAACACUCGUUCCACCACCUUUACUUGAAUAUCAAAUAUCAUCAUUCGUCGAUAAAUUUCAAACUCAGAUGGCAAACACUUUUCUAGAAGCAUUUAAUUUAAUUCAAGAUUCAAUUAGCGCAAAUCAAUUUAUAUCAGCGUACGAAACAAACUUCAGAUGGUACAUCAAAGACAAUGAUUAUAUCAAAAAUCCUAGGUUGGGAGUUGAAAAUGUCAAAUAUAACAGUGGCCAAUGCGAUUGUGCAAGAACGUCAACAUGUAUCGAAUCAGCUAUACUAAAUAACACAGUGAUAUCCGGUUUCUAUAUCGGUUGUUUACCAAUUGAGACUAUUCUUCAGUCGUCAUUAGAAUGUUUAUACGAUCAAACGUGUAUAAAUAUGAUUUCAGCAAGAUCUAAUAUAACCGCUAUUAAUUCGAUUUGGCCAACAAGUCAGUUUCAACCUAAUACGACAAUCAAACAUAUUUUGAGUAAAUUGAUGAUUGAACAAUGGAAUAUUGAGAGUUUUUUUGAUAAAUAUUAUAAUGAAUGUUUGCCAAAAUAUUGCACGUAUACCUAUGUCAAACGUUAUGAUUUAUUAUCUGUUUCAACCACGAUUAUUGGACUCUUUGGCGGUCUGACGACAGCAUUCGAAUUCAUGCUACCAACUCUAGUUAAUAUUUUUCGACGUUGGUCUCAACUUGAAACAUCUGACAAUGUGGCCAAUACAGAAAGUCUUGUAGCAUCGGAAACCAAACAACGGUCAAUCAUAAAAAAACCAGUUGGACGUGUUAUUGUCAUUCUUCUCACGACCGCUGUUCUUCUCACAAUAGGUACAGUUACAUUCAUCGCAGUAAUGUCGUCCUUAAAAGCUGAAUUAAAAAAUGAUAUUAAAUCCAUUUCGAAGGUAAACGGCUGUCUACCAUGGACGUUCAAAUGGACCAUUAGAAAAGAAAAGUGGGCCAUUUUGUAAACCUAUCUAGUUUUUUGUGUCAGGGGAUCGAACCGUCGUAUCAAUGGCAUUGUAUGCGCCGUGAGCCCAGCUUUAAAAGUAUAACUUUUUGUUUUUAAAUUUUGUUUCGCUGCUGAGUAAUUCAUUUUUUUUAAAUCAGAGACGAAAAAGUCGGAAUUCUGCUCUUAAUUCUCAAUUUCCCCGAUCAAAAGUCAACUUUUGGACAAUGACAGUAUCAUAUUCGGAAUCAAGAUAAAAGACUUAGUCGAAUGACGUGUAUUUCUAUCUUAUCCGAGUACUUUCAUUUUUUUUGAAUUUUCACGUUGAAAAAUUACCGGGAUUUUCACCCAAAAUUGAAAAUCAACUAAAAGUUUCUAAAUACACGUCAUUCGACUCAGUUUUUUAUCCUGAUUCUGAAUAGGCAUGCAGCGGUUACGGUUAACCGUGACCGGUCAUAACCGUAACCGUUAAUAACCGCUUUAUGACAACUUAGUGUAUAUUUGAUUUUUAGUUCGUUGAUAUCGGUUUACAUUAGAAGUAGGCAAGGAUGAUCUUUCUCCUGACGUUAUAGUGCAUCUACUAAUAAAUUUAUGAAAAUUCUAGGGGGUAGAUAAUCGACUAUGCGGAAUUCGAAAAUGAGUAUAAGGGACCUCUAGCAUGCAUUCUAUUGGUCAGAAGCCUACUUUUGAUCGGAUUGGAUGAAAAUGGUACAGAAUAGACACUCGACUAUUCGGGGUCCGAAAAUAGCAACGAAAGUCACGAGUGCAGUAAUCGCACGUCGACACAAGAACGUGUUUGUUACGAGACUUCGUUACGGGCCUAGGGUUCCGGGCUUCCAUGAGUCACUCUCACUAUCCACCGCUCGCUCCGCCCGUUGUACGACACAAGUGUUUGACCGAAACCUUCACGAUAAGCGAACAAGUAGCGCUUGUCUCUCCUUGAAUAGUGUGUUUAUGAGAUCCCGGAAUCCAAGAGGACGUUUCUAACCAAUAGAAUACGUUCUAUAGGUCUCUCAUACUCAUUUUCGGAUUUCUCAUAGUCGACUACCUAUUCUCUAGAAUUUUCAUAAAUUUAUUAGUAGAUACACUAUAACGUCAGGACAAAGACCAUCGUUGCCUACUUCUAAUGUGAACCGAUAUCAACGAACUAAAAAUCAAAUAUAAACUAAGUUGUUAUAAAACCGUCAUUUACGGUUACGGUUAACGGUUAAUAACCGUAACCGUUGUUACGGUUGACGGUUAAUAACCGUAACCGUUGUUACGGUUGACGGUUAAUAACCGUAACCGUUGUUACGGUUGACGGUUAAUAACCGUAACCGUUGUUACGGUUGACGGUUAAUAACCGUAACCGUUGUUACGGUUGACGGUUAAUAACCGUAACCGUUGCAUGCCUAAUUCCGAAUAUGAUACUUUUAUUGUUCAAAAGUUGACUUUUGAUCAAGGAAAUUAAGAACUGCGAGCAGAAUUCCGACUUUUUCGCCUCUGCUCUGUAUUGUGCAAUAAUUGUUAUUCCAAUGACUUUCAAACUUUCAAACUGUUUAAACAUAUAAAUUACGAAACGCUUUUUGCAGUAUUGUAAAUGUCAGCACUGGAAGCAUUAUAAAGCUGGGCUCAUGAAGCAUACAAUGCCAUUGAUACCAGAAAUCAGCAAGGGCCAGGUCAGUCAGGGAAUAGAACCGCCGUAUCAAUGGAGUGGUCAGAUCGAGCUGGGCUUGGGCCGAAAAGUGUUUUGGUCGGGCCGGGUUGAACACAGGAUUUUCAAGUAUGCGAGGAUUUGUAAUUUGUGUAUACUCAGUACCGAGAAAGAAUAUUAUCACUGUUACGUGACAUCUUAAGAGAGUCUCCGCCACAGCACCGAACAUACUGUCCGUUGGCAAAUUCUUUUUUUUAAUUAUUCACUUGUCAUUCGAAAGAGCAUUCAGAAUGACUACUAACCCUGUAAUAACCGUUCUGAAAGUGUUUUGUUAAGAGACGAGAGGCAAAACAUUCUAUUGGGGGUCGCCGAUUAAUCGAAAAAACAUAAACGUUCACUAAUCUUGGAAUUUUUUAAAAAAAGACCACGCAUAUGGCAGUCCCAAAAUAAAUCUAGCUUCGCUUUGUAGAGCGGACAAUUCUGCAUCGAUUCAUAUACAACAGAACAUUUUUAAAGACGUCAUGAUAUACUUUUAUAUCAAAUACUAGAGAUAAGUCUGGGUUUCAUCAUUUUCUUAGUUUUCUGAAUUUGAUACAAAUGUCAAAGAUCUGAACCUAUAGUCAUUACAGAUGUAGAGCAAACAUUUUCCUACAAAAUGUCUUUUUAUGAUUUUACACACGUUUUACCACAAGCACUGUAUUUCAGAUAGAUGACUAGUUUUGAUCUUAGUUUUGGCACAUUAACCAAAUUCAAAAAAAUUCACGUUUUUUCGAUUAAUUGACGACCCCCAAUAGAAUGUUUUGUCUCUAGCCUCUUAAAAAAACACUUCCAGAAAGAGUUAUUGUAGAGUUAGUAGUAUCCUCUGACACAAAAAACUAGAUAGGUUUACAAAAUGGCCCACUUUUCUUUUCUAAUGGUCCAUUUGAACGUCCAUGGUAGACAGCCGUUUACCUUCGAAAUGGAUUUAAUAUCAUUUUUUAAUUCAGCUU
Molecule: messenger RNA, 6266 nt
Organism: Didymodactylos carnosus
Lineage: Eukaryota; Metazoa; Rotifera; Eurotatoria; Philodinida; Philodinidae
Source: the annotation of a GenBank genome assembly